UAAAAACAAUAAGCUCAUGCCAAGUCCAGGGCACUUAAUUUAGCCAUAUAAGCAAGUGUGUAGCUUCCAGUCCGGGGUGACAGAGGCGACAGUCAAAGAUGAUUGCUUAUGUUUUGGCUAUUUAAUAUAUUAAUAUUUACAUAUUUUUUCGGACAAAUCAAACCAAGCCUAGUUCAGUUUUGCAUUGACAGUUGUCUUAAAAGGGAAACGGUUUUCUUUUUUUUCUUCAAGGCAACAGACAUCUGCUCCAAGCACAGGUGGCACCGUCAUGUCCACCGGCUCAAUAGCAAGUGAUGCUGAGGAUUUUAGCCCGUGUCAGAGAAGGACCACGCGGGGAACCGACUAUCACAACUCUCACCGCUGCACUGAAGACGACGAGGAGGAGUUCGACGAUCGAGUCCACGGGAAGGCCAAACCACAACCGACCACGGCGCAGCUUUCCAACGCACCCCAGAGAGAGAGUCGCCAGUGUCAGAGGAACGCAGCCAACGCCAGGGAAAGAGCGCGGAUGCGGGUGCUGAGCAAAGGGUUCUCCAGACUCAAGACCACCCUACCGUGGGUGCCGGCUGACACCAAGCUGUCCAAGCUGGACACGCUGAGGCUGGCGUCCAGCUACAUCUCCCAUCUCCGACAGCUGCUGCAGGACGAGCGCUUUGAGCGCAGCUUCGUGCAUCCCGUCAACCUGACUUGGCCCUUCGUGAUGUCAGGGCGCUUAGAAGAGAAGGAAGACAACAUCAUGACUUCAGCUGGCCGGACACUCUGUGGAGCUUCAGCAUAG
This is a messenger RNA of Gadus chalcogrammus (walleye pollock), 778 nucleotides long. RefSeq names its product transcription factor 21 (gene msc). Gene Ontology annotation, molecular function: RNA polymerase II transcription regulatory region sequence-specific DNA binding; protein dimerization activity; DNA-binding transcription factor activity, RNA polymerase II-specific. Gene Ontology annotation, biological process: skeletal muscle tissue development; regulation of transcription by RNA polymerase II. The record is from RefSeq and is a predicted model, not a curated record. NCBI's taxonomy places the organism in Eukaryota, Metazoa, Chordata, Actinopteri, Gadiformes, Gadidae. The coding region runs from base 269 to 778 and encodes 169 amino acids. The transcript has 2 exons.